UGCUGUGUCUUGCUAGACGGAAGUACAGUUCAUUUUCGCCGUGCCUCUGGGGCUUCGGACGUACAUGGGCAGCCGUAUGAAAUACAAUGGCGGAGACCAGUAAUAAUGCCACAGCCAAGAAUGAUGCUGGUGGUGACGGGAGAUGAUUUCGGCUACUGUCCCAGGAGGAACCGGGGGAUUGUGGAUUGCUUCCUGGCUGGAGGCAUUUCCAAUGUCUCAUUGCUGGUUAAUGCCUCAGCAGCUAAAGAGGCAGCAGAUCUGGCUAAAAGACACAACAUUCCCAUUGGCUUGCAUGCCAACCUGUCCGAGGGCACUCCUGUUUGUCAGAGCCUACAGCAGUCGUCCACGCUCAUAAACCAGCAUGGCUUCUUCCGUGGGAAAAUGGGCUUUCGUCAGGCAUUGGCGAGAGGAGAGCUCAGCAUGAAACAGGUGGAGCUGGAGUUGAGGGCCCAGGUCAGGCUUUUCAUGGAACUGAACGGUCACCUGCCCCACCACAUGGAUGGACACCAGCAUGUUCAUGUACUCCCAGAAGUGCGCGAGGUGUUUGCACAGGUCCUGUCAGAUCUCCGGAUUCCAUACACCCGUGUACCUGUGGAGCCAGGUUUACACAGCUGCCCAUGGCUGCCAGCACACCUCCAAAAAUUCUACACGCAGGUGGAGAAGGACGCUUUGGACGCCAUCCCAAUUUUCAAACGCCAUGGAAUCAGGUGGCCACAAGUGUACCUGGGGCUGACAACUAUGGGGCAAAACAUGUCCAUCCCAAGCCUGCACAGGGCCCUCAGCCAUGCUUUGGCUGCAGGUCCUUCAACCACUACCUCCAGCAGUGUACGGGGUUCUAAUCAGCCUGUGGUCACAGCUGAGCUUAUGGUCCACCCGGGUUAUUCCAGUCACCCCAAGGAAGGAGGCUGUGGAGAGGGCCCCGAUGAUUUCUCUCAGUCAGCUGACAGACAGCAUGAGCUGAAUGUGCUCAAAGAUCCAUCCUUGCUGGCUCUCUAUUGCCAGGAGAGAGUGCAGCUCUGUGCCUUCAGAGACCUAUGACAGCCGCCAACUCAAAAUCACAAAUGAGAAGCACAGUUUGAAUAAUGGAUAAUUAUCCAUUCUGUAGUUGUGACCAAAAUAUCACUAUUCAGUAAUCACUGAUAUUUGUAGAUAACUUUAUGCUGCCGUACAGCGUGAUGUGGGUUGUUCCAUCUGUAAGGAGACUUGAAAGAGUUAGUUUUUACCAACAUUUAAUUUUCCAUAAUGGGGGCUCUGAGAGUAGUGUUGUCUCUCUGGCUGUAACAGUAGCGCAUUCUAUACUUUGUAGAAUUAAAUAUAAUAAAGAUAUAGAGUGUACACUGCCACACUAUUUUGGAAUGCUAACUAAUAAAUAAUUUUGCUAAAAUGAUUACUAAAAACUGCUCAGACCUUCAUAAUUUUUAUAUUGUGUCGUAUAAGGAAUAUGGAGUCAGGUAGUUUUCAGUUCUAGAAACAUUUGGUGAGGGGUGAAAUCUGUAUGUCUGUCUCAGGCCUCCAGGCCCCUGGUUUCUACUUACCUAACUGGAGCAGGAAUAUUUUUUUAAUGAUCUCAGGUCUGGAUGUGUGUUUCUAAAUGGAUCGUUAGUUUUUGAGUUUUACUUGUAUUUAUUGCUGUUGUCUGGGUAUUUGAAAGUUUAUAUUUUCAGUUUCUCUUGAAACUGUUUUAUGCAUUCCUAUACUUGAAAUCAAAGAUCAGAACUGAACAGCUUGCAAAUCCAACUUGAGGUAAUAAAUGAUGGGAAACA
Molecule: messenger RNA, 1763 nt
Organism: Archocentrus centrarchus (flier cichlid)
Lineage: Eukaryota; Metazoa; Chordata; Actinopteri; Cichliformes; Cichlidae
Gene: ydjc
Product: YdjC chitooligosaccharide deacetylase homolog
Exons: 6
Coding region: 106-1038 (310 amino acids)
Biological process (GO): carbohydrate metabolic process
Molecular function (GO): deacetylase activity
Source: RefSeq, a predicted model, not a curated record